Molecule: messenger RNA, 1565 nt
Organism: Bufo bufo (common toad)
Lineage: Eukaryota; Metazoa; Chordata; Amphibia; Anura; Bufonidae
Gene: FGF1
Product: fibroblast growth factor 1
Exons: 4
Coding region: 211-678 (155 amino acids)
Biological process (GO): cell differentiation; positive regulation of cell population proliferation; animal organ morphogenesis
Cellular component (GO): cytoplasm
Molecular function (GO): fibroblast growth factor receptor binding; growth factor activity
Source: RefSeq, a predicted model, not a curated record
AUGGCUGCUUCUGUAUCUCAGCAGGAGAAGCCAGGCAAGCAUAUAACACAGGAAUGACUUACUGACAGCCCUGCUCCACCCCUCAUUUCCCUAUCUGCUCUGCCACAGCAAGAGAUCCCUCCCUGGAAUCUAUAUAUUCACAGAAAUAAGAGCCACACAGCUGGAGUGCUACAGUGUUAAAAGACAAGAAUUCCCAAGAAAACCAAGAACAUGGCUGAGGGGGAUAUUACAACUUUCAACCCAAUGACGGAGACGUUUAACCUUCCCAUGGGGAAUUACAAGAAACCAAAGCUCCUUUACUGCAGCAAUGGAGGGUACUUUUUGCGUAUACUUCCAGACGGAGUGGUGGAUGGAACAAGGGACAGGGAUGACCUGAACAUUAGAUUACAACUUAGUUCAGAAAACAUUGGUGUGGUGUGUAUCAAGGACACUGGCUCUGGGAAUUACUUGGCUAUGGACUCCACUGGCCUUUUGUAUGGAUCGAUGACGCAGAAUGAGGAAUGCCUGUUUCUGGAGACUGUAGAAGAGAAUAGCUACAAUACAUACAAGUCAAAGAAAUAUGCUGAGCUCAAUUGGUUUGUCGGCAUUAAGAAGAAUGGGACAAGCAAGCGUGGAUCGCGGACUCAUUACGGCCAAAAAGCCAUCCUGUUCCUUCCAUUGCCAGUGUCUAGUGACUAGACACCUCCCAGUGACUAUGGUUACUUGCUAUAUGUGGUAUUGCUGUAAAUAAUUGCAUAGUGUUCAAAGACCAAAGUAAGGUAUAAAAGAGAAGUGCUUAUAAACCCUAGUGUUAUACAAAAUGCAUUGAAGUCCAGGAGGCAGAAGUUACAUUCUAACUAUAUUCCAGGGAGAUGAUUCUUGAUGAAGUGGUCAAUUUUGAGGAAUUAACAAUUACAGAUACCAGUGAAAGACAAGGGCCCAGAUUUACUAAUCCUAUCAAUGGAGUCAACUAAAGGUUAUUUUACAUGGAUGGAUAGGCAAUUAUCAGGAAUAAAGUAAACAUUCCUGAUCAUUGCCUGAUCAUCAGCAGAGAUGAGCACUAGGUUUCUAUUCAGCAAUUACCUCCGCUGUAUGGUGACAAGUGAUGAAUACAGCGAUUGCUUGCCCUCAGAGAAUCAUUGAUCACUGUUUAGACAGCACAGAAACAAUGAUUUUUGGUGAUGGCAGAUCAACAGGAGCACCAGAUGAACAAGUGUUUUCUUGUUCUUUGCGAGAUCACUGGCACUUUUUACACAGGUAAAUUACCGGGAACAAACAUUUCUAUAAAUGCUCAUUUCCGAUAAUCAGCCUGAAUAACAGUCCAUGUAAAAAGACCUUUAGACAGGCUGUCUAGACCUGCACCAGAUUUAUCACAACGGCAGACACUUUGCUCUGACUCUAUAUCAACUAUUAGUUGGCUUACUUUGAGAAAGAACUUUGGUGCAUCUUAGGUCAUGCCCCUUCCCACAAAGCCUAACCUCUUUUAAAUAAGCCCGUCCUUUUUGACCAUGUUGGAAAAAAAAAGCAAAACCCAAGUUCCACCAAUGCAUCUGGGCCAAGGGCUUUGAGAUAUACUACUGACUGUG